Aphanomyces invadans is the source of this 1071-nucleotide messenger RNA. RefSeq lists its product as hypothetical. The record is from RefSeq and is a predicted model, not a curated record. The transcript has a single exon. Gene Ontology annotation, molecular function: heme binding; heme oxygenase (decyclizing) activity. Bases 86 to 1003 code for a protein of 305 amino acids. Gene Ontology annotation, biological process: response to oxidative stress; heme catabolic process; heme oxidation. NCBI's taxonomy places the organism in Eukaryota, Oomycota, Saprolegniomycetes, Saprolegniales, Verrucalvaceae.
GCUGUCUCCACGACUUGACUUGAAUUCCACGCGCUCGGGUACGCCAUGGCUCCAUGACCGACGAGGAAAGGAAUCAUUUUCCAACAUGCCGCCUCACAGCCUCUCCACUGCCCCGCCGCCGCUCGUUGCCGUGGCUCCGCCUGCACGUGGCCACCUUGCGCAAGACCUGAAAGAAGGGACACAGGCCGCCCACGCCGCCGCUGAGUCCGUCCUCUUUCUCACGGAUCUUUUACGUGGUCGAAUCCCACGGGACGUUUAUCGCGUCAUGGUUGCCAUGCUAUACUAUGUAUACGAAGAACUGGAAUUGCAGUUGCGGUGCGCGGCAGCCAGCGAGGACCCUGUCGUCACAUCGGUGCACUUCCCCGUGGAACUCGAACGCUUGCCAUCGUUGGCCCAAGACCUCUCGUUCUACUACGGGUCCAACUGGAAACAGGUCAUGCCCCCCAAAACACCGGCUACCGAAGCCUACGUUGCCCGUCUGCGCCACCUCGGGACGACCGAGCCUGCGCUCUUAGUCGCGCAUGCGUACACUCGAUACUUGGGCGACUUGAGCGGCGGCCAGAUUCUGAAACGCCACGCAAUUCGCACCAUGGACUUGGCUCAUGGCCUCGGCACGGCGUUUUACGACUUCAAAAUGAUCGAGUCAUCGUACCAAUCGUUCAAAGAUAGCUACCGAAGUGCCCUUGACGCUGCCAUGGUGAGCCCUCACCUAGCCAAGCGCAUGGUGACCGAAGCGAACGUUGCGUUUGGUCUGAACAUGGCGCUCUUUCAGGAUCUGGAUGCACUUCGUGGCAUAGUGCAUGCCGCGCCACCAACAAGUACAACCAAGCACAACAAGGCAACCAGUGCGUCCGUGGGAUGUCCGUUCGCUUGCUUGGUAGGCAAGCGCACUGGCGAAACCCACCAUGCGACACGACAUGAGCGGUCCGUAGUCGCUGGUUUGAUCAUCGUCGCCGUGGCUCUCGUGGCGGCCGGGCUGUUGAGGACAAGCUCGUCAUCGUGAUGGCCCCUGACGUGUAGUUUUUAUCGUUGAUAUCCGUGUGAAUGCAGAAGAACGUGUUUGAUGGGCGA